This is a messenger RNA of Paramuricea clavata, 471 nucleotides long. NCBI's taxonomy places the organism in Eukaryota, Metazoa, Cnidaria, Anthozoa, Malacalcyonacea, Plexauridae. The record is from the annotation of a GenBank genome assembly.
AAAGCAUUUGAUACUAUAAAUCAUAAUAUAUUGAUUAAGAAACUUGACCUUUAUGGUCUACAAAAACCUGCCCUAAAUCUUUUAGGAUCAUACUUAGAAAACAGAUUUCAAAUGUGUACUGUGAACGGCGUAUUGUCUAGAACAAAUCUAGUUACUUGUGGGAUCCCCCAAGGUUCAAUUCUUGGGCCACUCCUGUUUCUAAUUUAUAUAAACGAUCUGCCUACAAGUCUUGAACACUCGUCAUCAAGAAUGUUUGCCGACGAUACAACGUUAACUGUAUCUGGUAAAUCUCUUCAUGAUGUAGAAGUUGCCAUCAAUCACGAUCUUUCAAACGUUAAUCAGUGGCUCUGUGCAAAUAAACUAUCUUUAAAUCUCGUUAAAACUGAGUACAUACUAAUUGGAUCACGGCAUAAUAUUAAUGAUAUAUUGGCUACCCCAAAGGUAUUUGUUGGUGACAUACCAAUUAAAAGG